Molecule: messenger RNA, 1589 nt
Organism: Manis javanica (Malayan pangolin)
Lineage: Eukaryota; Metazoa; Chordata; Mammalia; Pholidota; Manidae
Source: RefSeq, a predicted model, not a curated record
CGCAAGAUGGAUGGGCACGGGUGGUGCUCCACAGCUAUAAGUGGCUGCGCUGGGUCCGCUGCUCAGGGCUCUGGCCAUGCUGCUUCUUGGGCUACUGCUGCUGACCCUGAUGGCUGGUGCCCGCCUGCUGUGGGGCCACUGGAAGCUCAGGAGCCUCCACCUCCCACCUCUUGUGCCAGGCUUCAUGCACCUGCUGCAGCCCAACCUUCCCAUCUAUCUGCUUGGCCUGAGUGAGAAACUCGGGCCCAUCUACAGAGUCCGCUUUGCCCUGCAAGAUGUGGUGGUGCUGAACUCUAAGAGGACCAUUGAGGAGGCCAUGAUCAGGAAGUGGGUGGACUUUGCUGGCAGACCCCAGAAUACAUCCUAUAAGCUAAUAUCUAAGCACGCCCAGGACCUCUCACUAGGAGACUAUUCCCUACUCUGGAAAGCUCACAAGAAACUCACCCGCUCAGCCCUGCUGCUGGGCGUCCGCAAUUCCAUGGAGCCCCUGGUGGAGGAGCUGACCCAGGAGUUCUGUGAGCGCAUGAGAGCCCAGGCUGGCACCCCCGUGACCAUCCAGGAGGAAUUCUCUUUCCUCACCUGUAGGAUCAUCUGUUACCUUACCUUCGGAGACAAGGAGGACACCUUAGUACAUGCCUUUCACAACUGUGUCCAGGACUUGAUGGAAACCUGGGAACACUGGUCCAUCCAAAUUUUGGACAUUGUUCCCUUUCUCAGGUUCUUCCCCAACCCAAGCCUCCGGAGGCUGAAGCAGGUCUUAAACAACAGGGACCACAUGGUAGAGAAGCAAAUGAGGAGGCACAAGGAGAGCAUGAUGACAGGCCAGUGGAGGGACAUGAUGGACUACUUGCUCCAAGGGGUGGGGAAGCUGAAAGUGGAAGAGGGCCCCGGCCAGCUCUUUGAAGAGCACGUGCUUAUGUCUGUGGUGGACCUCUUUAUUGGUGGCACCCAGACCACAGCAACCACCCUCUCCUGGGCUGUGGCAUUCUUGCUCCACCACCCUGAGACUCAGCAGCGACUGCAGGAGGAGUUGGAUGGUGGGCUGGGCCCUGAAGUCUCGGGCUCCCGAGUCCCAUACAAGGAGCGCGCACGGCUGCCCUUGCUCAACGCCACCAUAGCUGAGGUGCUGCGCCUGCGGCCCGUCGUGCCCCUGGCCUUGCCGCACCGCACUACCCGGCCCAGCAGUAUCUCCGGCUACGAUAUCCCCGAGGGCAUGGUCAUCAUCCCUAACCUCCAAGGCGCCCACCUAGACAAAUCGGUCUGGGAGCGGCCACACGAGUUCCGGCCGGAGCGCUUCCUGGACCCUGGCGCGAGCCUCAGAGGGCUGGCCUUUGGCUGCGGGGCGCGCGUGUGCCUGGGGGAGCCGUUGGCGCGCCUCGAGCUCUUCGUGGUGCUGGCGCACCUGCUCCGGGACUUCACGCUACUGCCACCCGCAGGCGCCCUGCCUUCUCUGUUGCCCCAGCCCUACUGCGGCGUCAACCUCAAGAUGCAGCCUUUCCAGGUGCUGCUGCAGCCGCGCGAGGCGGGGGCCCGGGGCCUGGGCAAGAGCCAGUGACAGGGCAGGAUGCGCUCUGGUCCCGGGUCUCAGU